Homarus americanus (American lobster) is the source of this 588-nucleotide messenger RNA. Its product is annotated as collagen alpha-2(I) chain-like. The transcript is spliced from 2 exons. Lineage: Eukaryota; Metazoa; Arthropoda; Malacostraca; Decapoda; Nephropidae. The coding region runs from base 1 to 588 and encodes 195 amino acids. The record is from RefSeq and is a predicted model, not a curated record.
AUGGUGAACAUGGACGGUGAGGCGCUCAAACCAGAAGCCUUCCUUACCACGGCCACCACCGCCACGCUGGUCGCGCCGCGGAGUCCUCCAUCGUACCCCAAGGUCGCUGAAGCUACGGCUCCCGGGGAAAACCUGGAGCAUCCGCAGGGAUCACGGGGGGAACCUGGGGCAGAGGGGUGUCCUGGGGCAUUCUCGGGGCAGAGGGGUGACCUGGGGCACCCUCGGAUCACGGGGUCAACCGAGGGCAUCCUCAAGGGACACGUGGACAACCUGGGGCGUCCUCAAGGGUCACGGGGGCAACCUGAGGCUCACUCUGGGCAGGGGGGGCAUCCUCUGGCCACGGGGUCAACCUCGGGGCACGAGGUCACCCUGGAGCAUCCUCGGGGCACAACGUCAACCUUGGGCAUAUUCGGGGUACGAGGUCAACCUGGGGCAUUCUCGGGGUACGAGGUCAACCCGUGGCCUCCUCGGGGGUCACGGGGGCAUCCUCAGGGGUCGAUUCAGAUCAUCUUCAUGAGGUCAGAGAUCGAACUUAUACGUCACAUGACCAACCAGGUGCAUCACUUAAGAGGUCACAAGGUCGAGUAA